AUGGCAGAUGAUAACCACUCCCACUUCCAGCACCUUUACUUUGUCUUAACUGGAAUUCCAGGGCUUGAACAAAAGUAUUACUGGAUGGCAUUCCCACUGGGUGCCACCUAUGUCAUCGCCCUCCUUGGCAAUGCUGUCAUCGCCUCCACCAUCAAAUCUGAAUUGUCUCUGCACAUUCCCAUGUACUACUUUCUGAGUAUGCUGGCACUGGCAGACAUGGGACUUGCCCUUUGCACUAUGCCCUCUGUGCUAGGCAUAUUUUGGUUUAACUACAGAUCUAUUGCCUUUGAUGCCUGCCUUGUUCAGAUGUACUUCAUCCAUACCUUCUCAGCCAUUGAGUCCGGGGUGCUGGUGGCCAUGGCCUUUGAUCGAGUCGUGGCGAUCUGGAACCCCCUACGGUAUGGCACCAUUCUAACCAGCGGUGUGGUCUGCAGAACAGGGGCGGUCAUUUUGACGAGGGCAGUCUGUGUGGUCUUCCCCGUGCCUUUCCUCAUCAGGCGCCUGCCCUUCUACCGCUCCAACCUCCUCUCCCACUCCUUCUGCCUCCACCAAGAUGUCAUGCGCCUUGCCUGUGCCAGCACCCGCGUCAACAGUCUCUACGGCCUCAUUGCUGUCAUCUUCACCAAGGGUUGCGACUCCCUCUCCAUCCUCGUCUCCUAUGUGUUCAUCCUCCGGACAGUAAUGGCCAUUGCCGCGGGGGAGGGCCGGCUGAAGGCCCUCAACACCUGUGUGUCACACACCUGUGCUGUCCUCAUCUUCUAUGUGCCCCUCAUUGGGGUGUCUGUCACUCAUCGCUUUGGAAAGCAUCUUUCACCACUGACUCAUGCCCUCAUGGCUAAUGCCUACCUCCUUGUACCCCCCGUGCUAAAUCCCAUAGUCUAUGCUGUGAAGAGCAAGGAGAUACGGAGGAAGCUCAUCGAGAUGUUUGUUCAAACCAAGAUCACUGCAGGGGGUUAG
Messenger RNA from Phacochoerus africanus (Common warthog), 957 nucleotides. Its product is annotated as olfactory receptor 51H1-like. Gene Ontology annotation, molecular function: olfactory receptor activity; G protein-coupled receptor activity. Bases 1 to 957 code for a protein of 318 amino acids. Gene Ontology annotation, cellular component: membrane. Lineage: Eukaryota; Metazoa; Chordata; Mammalia; Artiodactyla; Suidae. The transcript has a single exon. The record is from RefSeq and is a predicted model, not a curated record. Gene Ontology annotation, biological process: G protein-coupled receptor signaling pathway.